GUGCUCCAACAAGGCAGUAUAGCAAUCUUAACAACACUGACAAACAUUCAGUGCAGUUCGGCACAAAGAGCAAAUCUUGCCCUUAGGUGUUUUUUAUGAAAAGAAAAAAAACUAACCCGUUGUAGGAGUGUCGGAUCCUGAAACCGUCCUGAACCACUUUUAUGAUCUGAGCGCCAAGAACUUUUUUCUGUCUGAAUUUCUUCACAAACUGGAAGCAAAAAUAAAGCCUGGUCCUGCCUGCUACCCAGGGAUUGAUUAUGACUUCAGUGCUGGGACUAGCCCUGCUGGGCUUGGCCCUGAUAGCAGGGCCCUCUGUGGCCUUUGUCCCCAUCGGAGGUGGGGCGUCCACUCAUGUCAGCAUUACAGGAACAGCUCUAUUGCAAAAAGUGACGGAGACAUGUCGGGCGGUGGCUGAGGCUGCUGGUCAUGAGUUCAAACCCACGGGUUCCUCUCCUGAGGAGCUGGUUCAGGCCUGUCUAGGGCCCACAGCACCAGGAGAGGUGUCAGGUGCCAAGUUUCACUCUGCGCUUCAAGAAAUCUACACCCAGAAUGGACUGGUAGACCGUGACUUUGUCAACAGUGCUUCGCACCACUUCAACUCUGAGGCCUUCCUGGAGGGACGUGGCCUAAUCACAGAGGGCAUGGUGGCCAUUAAGGCCAACAUUCGCAAGGAGAACUUCCAGGCUGCCAGGGAAACUCUGGGCAGAGUCCUUCAUACACUACAGGACUUUUACAGCCACAGUAACUGGGUGGAGCUGGGUUACACAGAGCCAUACAUCAACCUCAUACGCCCUGAUCUGACACUGGAAAACCUGGCAGAUGUCAACACUGCCACCUGCAGUGACUGUGCCAGUGGAACAUGCCCCAAUCCCAUCCUCCCCAACAUCCUGAAAGAGAAGAAACUGACAUCAGGCUACAUGGGAAUCUCAUCUUCUUACAAGCCUCAAGGUAAAUGUAGCCAUGGAGGUGAAGGUGACAUGACCAGCACAACAGAUCCUCGCGGUGGCAUCAGCAAAGAUGAGCGUCGCUCUGACAACGUGGCCCUCCACGAUGCUGCUGUGAAAGCAGCCACAGCUGCAAGCCUCCAGCUACUGGAGGACAUCCGUUCAGCUGCCGGGGAUAAUGAUUUUCUGAGAAUGAUGGGGAUUGCCCGCUCGUCUGUCGUGUGCUUUGUCAUUGACACCACUGGCAGCAUGUCUGAUGACAUCGAUGAAGCCAGGGCAGUUGUUUAUGAAAUCAUUGACAGCAAAAAAGGAACACAGGAUGAGCCCUCCGAGUACAUCCUGGUGCCCUUCAAUGACCCCAGUUUUGGGCCUAUGAUCAGGACAACAGACCCUGAUAAGAUGAAAAAAGAAAUUUCUAAACUCACAGCGACAGGUGGGGGUGAUACCCCUGAGAUGUGUCUGUCAGGACUCCAGCUGGCUCUCACUGGUGCCCCAGGCUCCUCCUACAUCUAUGUUUUCACUGAUGCUCCACCCAAAGACAUCGCCCUCAAGGACACGAUUGUUGCACUCAUCAGGAGCACCAAGUCAACAGUGUCAUUCUUCAUGACUGGGGCCAGUAGGAGGCGCCGUCGUUCCCUCACAGCUCCUUCCUUUAACGACUACAAGGACCUGGCUCUGGCCUCUGGAGGCCAGGCCAUCCAGGUGUCCAAAAGACAGCUGCCUCAGGCCACAGACAUCAUCCUUGACACCUCUACUUCAGCUCUGGUGACAGUUCUUCAGCAAGAGAGGACUCCUGGGAAGCAGGAGAGCUUCCCCUUCAAGUUGGAUGAAUCUCUUCUAAAUAUCACCAUCUACAUCACGGGGACAUCCAUCACUUUCGAACUGACCAACCCUGCAGGUGUGAGCCAGAGCAGCACUGAGGCCAGUGGUAAACUGGGGACCAUUCAGACAGUGGGCAACCUGAGGAGAAUUCGUCUCAAUGCUGACAAGCAGACAGGAACCUGGCAGAUCAACAUCAACUCCAACCAACCAUACACACUCAAAGUCACAGGCCAGAGUACUAUUACGUUCAUCUAUGACUUUGUGGAAAGAUUCAAAGGACCUCACCCAGGUUAUGCAGUACUCAGUGGGCGUCCACAAGCAGGCCAGCCAGCCACCUUGAUGCUCUCAGUAAUGGGAAGGAAAGGUCCAUCCUCAAUGACUGUUGGAAACAUUGGCCUGGUGACUGUGUCUGGUCCUGAGGCUAUGAGCAAUAGCACAAUGGCUGACAUGGGCAACGGAGACAUCCUGGUGACUGUUGAUACGGUCCCUGAAGGAGAGUUUGUGGUUCUUCUGAAAGGAACGGACAAAGUGUCAAACACUGUAUUUCAGAGGCAGUCUACCACCCAAAUGUCCGUCUCCAAAGUGAACAUCCAGGCUGCGGUGGACAGCAGUGUGGAGCCAGGUACAACUUUCACACUCCCCUUCAGUGUAAUGACCCAGGGUUCUGGUGGUCAGUACUCCAUCAGUGCCAGAAAUGACAGAAACUUCAACAUGCACUACCCAAGCAGCCUCACCCUGACAACCGGAGAAUAUACUAAUGCUACGCUGACCAUUACUCCACCUGCCAGCACAACGUCAGGCACUGACAUCACUCUGACUAUAGAAGCCAAGUCGUCCAGUGGUGUCGACUCCAAUUACGUCGUUCUGAGAUUGUCCGUUGUUACCAAGAUCACUGAUUUUGUUCAGCCUUUGUGUGAAGUGGUUAGUGUGCUGGCUGAUGACUGCCCUCAAGAUGUGUCUCAGUGUGGACCUUUCCAGUGGGAGCUCUCGGCCAACCUUACUGAUGGAAACGGCACCGGCAUAGAGAGAAUCUCCCUCCGACAGGGCGAUGGAAACCUCACAUACACCUCCCUGAGUGCUCCCAUCAUCCAGGCGAACUACAAUGCUUCCUGCUGCUCGCAGAUUGUUGAGUUCAUAGCUGUAGAUAAUGUCGGCAAUGUGGGAAAGUGCUAUCACUCAAUUGUUCGUUCGGGUGGCCCUCCUGCUUUAAGUCUGUCACUGCCACUGUGGUUGUGUCUGCUGAUGUCUGCUUUUGUAAUGUGGCCUUGAAGGGUUUAGGUUAGGUUGCUCAGCGUCUUACGUCUGCACUCUGCACUGGGUAUUGGAUAGACUGUUUAUGAUUCUAAAUUAUUUAAAACAAUAUGUCUUUGCUAUGAAGUGAAAUUUUCUAUUGGUGAUAGUCAUUUUGUGCUCAGAUAUUAUGCUUAAAUAAAAUGUGAGCGCUGAUUAAGCAGUGCUGUACUGCAUGACUACAUUUUUUUUUCUAGAUUGGGGAAAAAAAAUCUUUCUUGGAACAAAUCUUUGGCUGCCAGCAUGUGUGGUGUGUGGCAGCAGAAAACCAUUUGUACCCAUUAAAAUGCACAAUAACAUGCCUGUAUUUUUCUUGUGAGCUACUACAAUAGGUGUGAUCAUUUCAGGGGAGUCAGGAAAAAAAUCAGUGCAUAGAGUGAGCAAGAAGGAAGAUUAUUCUCCCUGUUUAAUCGCAUUUAAAUACAUUUACCUUGAAAAAACAUGCAUGUAUAUUAAAUGAUCUUCUAUGGACAUAUUUUGCAUUUUUCGGUAAUAAAAAUGUCAAUCAUUGCCUAAAGACGGGCAUUCUUUGUGUAGUACAUGGUACAGUUGCCAUGCUGUGGAUGAUUUUGUUUACAUUUUGCCAAGAAACCCACUAAAACUGUAUGGAACUGACUGAUGAAUUUUCUUUGGACAAUUAGGUUCAUGUCUUCAGACGACAGAGCACCUGAGAGCAACAGGUACAGCAGAGUAGAUGCAACAAUCAGAUUUGAAGAGACAAUAAUACUGCUGUAAAGUGAGAAUAACUAUUUGGAUUAAAAAGAAAGAAUGAUAUACAAUAACAAUCAGUCAUCACGUAGUGGAUG
Molecule: messenger RNA, 3862 nt
Organism: Toxotes jaculatrix (banded archerfish)
Lineage: Eukaryota; Metazoa; Chordata; Actinopteri; Toxotidae
Gene: vwa11
Product: von Willebrand factor A domain containing 11
Exons: 18
Coding region: 258-3035 (925 amino acids)
Source: RefSeq, a predicted model, not a curated record